AUGGACCACCAGAGCCACUCUUCCACGCAGGAACAGGCACCAAGCUUCAUUUUUGGUGAUCUUUCAGCAUCAACUUUCCAAUGGAAUGACACAAACGAAGGAUGCUUUAGCAACUGCAAUCUUUGGGGAGGAAUCAUAACUAAUAAUAAGUCGAUCACGAAUGAAGAUGCCGCAAAAGGCAGUAAUACGGAAAAGGAAGAGGUCGACAAAUUCCUGGCAGAAUCUAUGAAAAAGCUUAGCUUGGAAGAGAAGGAAAAGGCUCUGGAGGAAGUGCGUGGUAUUCUUCCUCGGAAAGAUCACAUUGACGAAGACUCGGCAUUCAUGGAUGCAAUCAUGAAACGACUGGAGACUCAUUUGUUGUUGAUCAAACGUGGAAGUUCCUAUGAAAGAGCCGAACAGAUGAACAAGGCGUAUGUUUCGAAUCGACCCUUUCGGAUUUUAUUCCUUCGAAGCAACCAAUAUGAUCCAAAGCCGUCUGCGGAACACAUGAUUCGAUAUUUUGAAAUCAAAGAAGAAUUGUUUGGGACCCACAAACUGGUACAAGAGAUUUUGAUUGAAGAUCUCGACCCGUCAGACAUCAAUUGCCUCGAAUCAGGAGCCGGUCAACUCUUACCUCACCCCGACAGGGCAAAUAGACGAGUUUUUCUGAUGAUGCCUGGCCUACGACGACUCUGUCCGGUCGAGCAUCAACUUAGGUCCAAUUUCUACGUGAUAAUGACGACUCUUCGGGAGUCAGAUGAGGCUCGCAGACACGGCGUCGUCGCUAUCAUAUAUACGGUUGGUCGCUUUCGAGACAUGAGCGCGGGAUUGGAUGCAGCUAGAUUUGCCAAGGUUGCAUCUUCCCUUCCUAUUCCCUUUUGUGGUAUGCAUUUUUGUCACUCGGAUAUCAGACAGUUUGUAUUGGUGAAAGCAUUGCUCCCAUUGAUGCCUUUGUACGCCACUCCCAAGUUCCGAUCUCACUAUGGUACACAUGCAGAAGUUCUCUACGCGCUGAGAGGAUAUGGAAUAUCAGAGGAUGUUCUCCCUUUCUCCCAUUUUGAAGAUAAAUUCCUGCUUCGUCAUCACAACAUGUGGUGCCAAGAUCGGAAGCAGAAGGAUGCCAUUAUUGCGAUUGAACGGAGGGCUCUAUUGGUAUUGGAUUGCCCACCAGGGCCAUAUAACGCGGAAGAAGCGGUCAGCACCGCUUUAAACCAUGAUGAUAAAGGGUCUCAUGAACUAAUUGCGUCCAAAGCGGUCUUUGAUGAAAGCGCCCAGGAAUCGGACGAUGGGAGAUUGAAUCCUUGCCCCCAAGAUAUCUUGUUUGGAUAUGGAUACAAGCUUCACCCAGGGAAUGUCCAACUACACAACUUGAUAGGUGACCAUGCGGAUGACUAUGCAGCAAUUGAUGGGAAGAAAGAGAAAAUGGACUACGCCUUGAAUCUGGUCCGCUACAUGAAGAAUCAAGGGUCGCGCUUUCUCAUCUUCGAAAGGGAAUCGAAAGGGUGGGUGGAAGUGUCGGAUAACCAAGCAAGGAACAAGGUCGCGAAAACCAUACGGAAUCGUCGUCGAAAAUGA
Messenger RNA from Cylindrotheca closterium, 1554 nucleotides. The record is from the annotation of a GenBank genome assembly. Lineage: Eukaryota; Bacillariophyta; Bacillariophyceae; Bacillariales; Bacillariaceae.